This is a messenger RNA of Humulus lupulus (European hop), 2406 nucleotides long. RefSeq lists its product as uncharacterized. The transcript is spliced from 4 exons. NCBI's taxonomy places the organism in Eukaryota, Viridiplantae, Streptophyta, Magnoliopsida, Rosales, Cannabaceae. The record is from RefSeq and is a predicted model, not a curated record. Bases 1484 to 1852 code for a protein of 122 amino acids.
AAGAGCCCAUAGGUUGUGAUUGUAUGAAUGAAUAUCCCAUUAGCUCUGAAUGGUGAACGAAGAGCUUAUUAUAUCUGAAAAAAAUGGACGAAGAACCUAAGGGCUUUGAUGGUAGAAAUGAAGAGCUCAACUUAAAAGAGGAAAUGUGAAGGGGAAAGAGGGAAUUAAAGGGAGUCUUCUUAACUCUUUUCUCCUUUUCCUAUAUAUAGUAGAUAAAUGAACUCAUUUAGGGGACCUUCGAUUGAUUGUUAAUUGUUUGAUUGAUAAUUGAAGAAGAGAACCAUUGACUGACUUAAGAAUCAGAGUAUCUUUUUGCAGGUACUCCGCAUUCGGUUUUAAGUUUCAAUUCAAUGAAGACCCCAUUAUGUUUAUGGUUUAGCCAAUAGAAAGUGCAUUAAUCCAAGAGACGAUCACACAUGAACAGCGAAGACGAAGAACUUUCGAAUUGGAAAAAGUUAUACUUUGAGGAAGAUUUUGACCCGAACAAUUGGUGUCGUCUGUGGGUAAAUAGAAUGAAAAAGCUAUGAGUGCAAAAACAUUAUAGGAAUUUUAUUUACAUGGGUGACUUCUUUGAUCUUUUUUGCAGAAACAAGAUGAACAAAUGACAACUAACUUAAGUAAAUGUCGCGAUCUAAAGCAUAGCAAGAGGAAGCAACUAGUCAGUCUCCACAAAAUUAAUUAAUUAAAUGAAUUACAGAAAGUAAUGCAAUACAUAUAGCAAACAAAAGAAGAAGUAAGGUUUCAACAUUUUAUAGAACAACCCUAGUUUUAACACAAUAGCUAUCUUUCUCUCUUUUCUCGAAUUCCCUCUCUCUCCCCCGUUUCUCUAUUUUUCUCUCACGCCAGUCGUCUUCCCAAGCUCCAAUGACCACAUUCCAGACCUUCAAUUGUUACUUGCACCUAACUAGAAGAUUCAGAGGCCACCUAACUAUCGGCAACGCAGGCCACUAGACAGUCGCUCGAAGUUCCGACGUCUGUUCUGAGUUUAGCUUCAAUCCGGCCACCUCGAGCCUUCAUUGGUGAAGCGACCAUCACCAUCAUGUUCCUUACAUUGUAGGCUUUAAAACCUACUAAAGGAUCAGACUCAUUGGUCAUCGGAGUUUGAAGUCGACAUUUUCAGGAAUCCAUGGAGAUUUUCAAACUUUCAAGCAUAGAUCUGAACUUUUCCGAGCCGCUCCAAGUAAACCACCACGACAUUUCCCAUGGCUUGGGCUUCAAAAAACUAGCAGUUAGUUUCCUAAACCACCACCAUUGAGUGGUGGCGCCUCCGCCGUCGUCGGAGCUCUGCCGUGAGUCACGGUCGAUGACCACCUCAGGGGCUUCAAAGCCUCUUUUCGAGCUCCACAGAGCAAUGCUCAACUCGCGUUGAGUCUCAAACGUGAUGGAUUGAAGACUAUGGGAAAAAGCUUGGUUGAUAGCUCUUGUUGAGCAAUCUUAUAUAUCUAAGGACCUGAGGCAUGUGCGUGAGAGCAAGAAUCCUUUCAUGGUUCCAGUGUUGCUUGUUCAUAAGAAGGAUGGAUCAUGGAGGAUGUGUGUUGAUUGUCGAGUCAUCAAAAAAAUCUCUGUAAAUGCCCAAAGAAUAGAGGUGGAUGAAGAGAGGGUGAGUGCAAUUCAAGACAGGCCGAGACCUACAAGUAUAGUGCCUUUGACUGAGCAUGUUAACUUGGAUGGCGAAAAGAAAGUUGAUUUUGUUAAACAAAUUCAUGAGAAGGUUCGACAAAACAUUGAGAGGAGGACUGGACAAUAUGCAGCCCAAGCAAACAAGGGGCAAAAGAAAGUUGUAUUUGAACCUAGUGAUUGGGUUUUGGUGCAUAUGAGAAAGGAGCACUUUUCCUAUUCAAAGACGAUAUAAACUUCUUCCAAGGGGUAAAGAUUUGAGGACAAAUCAUUUUCAAGAGGGGGAGAAUGAUGAGAAUGAAGGAACAAUAAUGGAAGAGUCAUUGCAAGUUCCAAUUGGGCCAAUUACAAGAGCAUGAGCUAUAAGGUUAAAAGAAGCACUUAAUCGACUAAUCCACGUAAUAAAAGUUGAUUAUGAAAAGAUAAAGUCCAAGCUUAGUCAAAAUGGAGAUCAAUGCCUAUUCAAUGUUAUUAAGGCAAUUUAAAGUGGCUGGUAACUUCCAAAAACGUGACCAUUGAGUUUAUAAGGUUUAUGGGCAUAUAUUUAUCUUUUAUUUAAGACAUUUAGUUAUAUUAAAGUUAGACCUUUUGUAUUCAACCAUUUAGCUACUUUCUACAAAACUAAUAGUCUAGAUUUGAAAGGUUUUUGUCUAUAUUGAUGCAUGCAUCAAUUUAAUGCUUUAAAUGUGUCUUUUCUCAUUCUUGGAGGGAUGUUUCAAGUAUAAAUAAGGGAGAUACGAGAUUUCUAAGUAGAUUUUGGACUGAAUAUAUUUUGGAGAGUGUUUUCUC